AUGUCGGAAGCAUCCAUCAGCAGCUUCGGCGAUGAAUCGGACCCAGAGAAUACAAGCUCGUCCGAAGUUUGGCAGGAUGCACCUCAAACCAGCCCACAAGACGAGCAACCGUCACCCCGGGUUCAGUUUCGAUCAAAUGCGGGUUUCAUGCAAGGCGCUCGGCAUACCCCGCCGGCAGAAGGUCCCCGGGAAGAAUGGGAGCAUGCUCAGAGUCAAGGGGAGCCUCAUCGACCGACAAUGCCAUACUCCCAUGAGUCUGCGGAUAUUGCCGAUACGCCGCCGCAAGAUCGCGAGUCACAGCCAGAUGAGAAAGAUGGCGAGGCAGGCGUCGAAAGGAAAGACCAGCUCAAGCCACCAGAAGAUGAGAAGAAGGAAGAUGAGAAGAAAGAGCCCGAGACUCCCGAACAGCGAUCCACGUUGGAGAGAUGGCGAGCUGUGACCAGGAAUUGGAGACAGAAAGCAUCGAACUUUAGUGACCGUCUGGGUCGCCCACAGGCGGAGGGAGACGACUUAUCAGCCGGGAAGUAUCACGCGGACUGGGCGACCGGUGGUGCAGUUGCCCUCUCUGACAUGACAGAUGAUAAGCAUAAAAGUGUGGAGACGAAGCAACGGGGCCAGAAAGGAACAAGUUCCGAAGCUCAUCGCCUGGUGCGAGAUUUGACCCAAGAUCAUUCGCAAAAACGCCGCAAAGGUCGUGGAAAGCCUUAUCCUCACGCCGGAAACGAGUUUCAAGACGAAGAGAAUGAGACAGGAGCAGAUGCGAGCUUGAGAUACCGCUCUGGCGGCGGUGGGAUCCUGUCGCAGUUGAUUAAAUUGCAAGGUGGUCAGCAACAAGGUGCUGGAGACCAGUCUCGAACAUCAACUGACUCAUCCCGCAGCACAGAAUCAGCCCCCAGCGGGGCCCCAACCCCAGAGCCCAAGAAGGGAAAGCCACUGAAAUGGUAUAAAAAGCCUCAAAAUACGUCAACAUCGACCUUGAUUGGUGGGGGCGCGGAUACCUUCAGUGGUGCAAGCACGCCGGUUUCAAGUGAGAUCCUGUCACAAGCCUCGAAGCGCCGCGACAAAGAGGGUGGUGGUGCUGCUGCCGUAGCCGGCGGUGGUGGUGGCGGUGGUCGCAAUGUGCGGCUUGAGGAUGAAAUUCGAGUGACAGUGCACAUCGCAGAGAUUAUCUGUCGGCAGCGGUAUAUCAUGCAGCUCUGCAGAGCGUUGAUGUUAUUCGGUGCUCCCACGCAUAGACUUGAAGAAUACAUGCAGAUGACCGCAAAGGUGUUGGAGGUUGAUAGUCAGUUCCUAUAUCUGCCAGGCUGCAUGAUUAUGUCGUUCGAUGACCCUUCUACCCGAACGACGGAGGUGAAGCUGGUCCGCGUAGCCCAGGGAAUUGAUUUGGCUCGCCUAUCAGACACACAUCUCAUCUACAAGAACGUGAUCCAUGAUGUGAUCGGCAUCGAAGAGGCCAUUCAGGAGCUGGAUGCAGUCAUCAAGAAAAAGCCUCUGUAUCACAAGGCUCUCAUUGUGUUGGUUUAUGGGUUAGCGACUACAACUGUGGGACCUUUUGCUUUCAGUGCUAGGCCAAUUGACAUGCCGAUCAUUUUCCUCAAUGGUAUUCUUGUCGGUUUAAUGCAACAUGUGGCCGCACCUCGUUCUGUGUUGUAUUCAAAUGUCUUUGAAGUGACAUCGACAGUGCUGACGUCCUUCCUCGCCCGAGCCUUCGGCAGCAUCAGAAUCGGAGUUGCGAAUGGCAAGCCACAGUACCUCUUUUGCUUUUCCGCCAUCGCACAAUCAUCCAUUGCAUUGAUAUUGCCAGGAUUCCUUGUUCUUUGCAGUAGCUUGGAACUUCAGUCCCAUCAGAUCAUUGCUGGCUCGAUUCGGAUGGUCUAUGCUCUCCUCUUCUCGCUGUUCAUUGGAUAUGGAAUUACCGUUGGCACAACCAUUUACGGGCUGAUAGACAACAAUGCGGUAUCCGAGACCACCUGUCCGGACAAGGGCGCCUUCAAAAAUCCUUAUGUUCAACGGUUCCCAUUUGUUGCGGUCCAGACAAUCUGGCUUUUGAUCAUCAACCAAGGAAAAUGGAAACAGCUCCCGCCCAUGAGCAUCAUCGCAUUGGCAGGCUACAUUAGCAACUACUUCAGCACGAAAAAACUGGGAUCUAACUCCCAGGUCGCGAAUACAGUUGGCGCGUUUGUCGUCGGCAUUAUGGGAAACGCGUACAGCCGGUUUUGGCAUGGCCACGCUGCCACCGCUAUUCUACCUGCCAUUUUCAUUCUGGUUCCGUCUGGGCUUGCUGCGACGGGAUCUCUAAUCUCGGGUGUGGAGUCCGCCGAUGAAAUUCGUCAUAACGUCGGGACUCCUGGUGCCAGUAGUUCAGCGCCUGGGGCUGGCUUGCAGUCCAGCAAUUCUGUUUUUAGUCUAGGGUUUGGUAUGAUCCAGGUGGCUAUUGGCAUUACGAUUGGUUUGUUCAUUUCUGCACUGGUGGUUUAUCCAUAUGGAAAGGCCCGCAGUGGACUGUUUAGUUUCUAG
Penicillium vulpinum is the source of this 2517-nucleotide messenger RNA. Its product is annotated as threonine/serine exporter family protein. Lineage: Eukaryota; Fungi; Ascomycota; Eurotiomycetes; Eurotiales; Aspergillaceae. Gene Ontology annotation, molecular function: transmembrane transporter activity. The coding region runs from base 1 to 2517 and encodes 838 amino acids. The transcript has a single exon. The record is from RefSeq and is a predicted model, not a curated record. Gene Ontology annotation, biological process: transmembrane transport.